AUGGCGACGUCGAGCAAGCAGAACUCUCGUUUCUCGUCCCUCAAGGUCUUCAAGUUCUCCUCCGCGAGCUCCAAGCCCCCGCCGCUCCCUCCCAAAGACCCAUACUACCUACCCAAUCCUUCCCUUCGCUCCCUCGGAAACUCCCUCUCUCCCGACUUUCUCCCUCCUUCCCAGCCCGCCACUCCUCUGUCCGCACAGUAUGCUACCCUUGUCAGGAGUCCUUCGCCCACUCCCUCCUACGCCCCUAGCCGCAUCACUGUCUCCCCAUACUCAACUACCUCCAACUAUCCCGAGUCCGCCAGCUCUCGCACACGUCUCUUCAAGUUCUCAUCCUUCGCCCGACGUCCGAAGACUCCAAAGACAGCAGACUCUGGCUACUCUGCUGGCUCCGACUCUGUUCCUCCCCCAGAGCCCGUCGAUGAUCCUUCCAUAUCCCUCCCAUGGAACUUCCAGGUGAGCGCUAGCACAUCCCUUCCCCAUACCCACCUGCUCAUCUCUUUCCGUGCAGCAUAA
This is a messenger RNA of Dichomitus squalens LYAD-421 SS1, 513 nucleotides long. RefSeq lists its product as uncharacterized. The transcript has a single exon. NCBI's taxonomy places the organism in Eukaryota, Fungi, Basidiomycota, Agaricomycetes, Polyporales, Polyporaceae. Bases 1 to 513 code for a protein of 170 amino acids. The record is from RefSeq and is a predicted model, not a curated record.